Messenger RNA from Synchytrium microbalum, 3303 nucleotides. RefSeq lists its product as uncharacterized. Gene Ontology annotation, biological process: mRNA splicing, via spliceosome. Gene Ontology annotation, cellular component: spliceosomal complex; intracellular anatomical structure. Gene Ontology annotation, molecular function: RNA binding; ATP binding. NCBI's taxonomy places the organism in Eukaryota, Fungi, Chytridiomycota, Chytridiomycetes, Synchytriales, Synchytriaceae. Bases 1 to 3303 code for a protein of 1100 amino acids. The record is from RefSeq and is a predicted model, not a curated record. The transcript is spliced from 20 exons.
AUGAGCAAGCGAGCACCAGACGGGUUUGUCAAGCCUGAAAAGCUAGAAAAGAGCGAGUCACGAGCUUCUCAGCAGGGGGGAUUACUGAUACGGAAACACACCACAACUGGCGAAAAACAUGUGUUUCAAGCACCUACAAAGUCAUUAUUAGGACUGGACGACCUGGCUGAACAAAAGAGAGCUGAGAAGCAACGAUUGCAAGAUGCUACGGAAUCUCAGUCAAAGAGACCUAGACUCGAUCAAGGCAAGAGACCAGAUCGAGCUCCCACACCAUCCGUUGGAACAGGUUUGACGACUGAAGCUAAAGAACGUUGGGAUCAUCGACGUGAACGCGAUAGAUAUAAAGUGGGUGGACUAUUCCAAACCACAAAAGGAGUCGUCAAACACGAUGAAGACGGUGAAGAGGGCUUAUCAAUAGAGCCAGCUCGUCCGAAAGAUACACCGCGUGGAUCUAUGGGGUAUGGAGCUACUCCUUUACGAGCUCCAUUUCAAGACGCACCACUACCCGGGACAUUCUUUGGUGGUGAAGAUGAUCGAUAUGUGGGUGUAGAUGAAACGCGAGACGAUUGGGUGGACGAUCAACUCCAGCAGGAUCGAGAGUGGUAUAAUAUCGAAGAGACAGGUGGUGCUGUUGAUGAAAGUCACAAUCCAUUCGCUGAUGAUGAUGGGUAUUAUCAAAAGAAGGAGGAAGAGUUAGCUAAACAGCAAGUGAAGAAGCUCACUGCUCGACAGGCGCAAUGGAAUCGAGAUACAGAUAAAUGGGAGACGAAUCGAAUGUUGACGAGUGGUGUUGUUCAGAGAACAGAGACAGAUCCUGACUUUGAGGAAGAUCAAGAGUCUCGUGUACAUAUUCUGGUUCGAGAUUUAAAGCCACCCUUUUUGGAUGGCAAAAUUGUCUUCACAAAGCAACUAGAACCAGUCAAUCCUAUACGAGAUCCUACGUCUGAUAUGGCAAUCGCAUCACGCAAAGGAUCGAAACUCGUUCGUGAGAAGAGAGAGCAGAAGGAGAGGAUGAAGGCUGCUCCCAAACUGGCAGACAUUUCAGGGACUGCUAUUGGAAAUGUGCUGGGUGUCGCUGUCACUGAACCAGAAGCUGAAGAAGCUGGUGGUGUUGCCAACGUUGGUAAAGGAGAUUCUCAAUUUGCUUCCCAUCUGCAAGACAAGAAUGUAGCCGUGAGUCAGUUUGCCAUGUCCAGAACCCUUCGUGAGCAGAGAGAAUAUCUUCCUGUGUUUGCCGUGAGAGAGGAGCUUUUGCGUGUAAUUCGAGACAAUCAAGUGGUCAUUGUAGUAGGAGAAACGGGAUCAGGCAAAACUACUCAGUUGACUCAGUACUUGCAUGAAGAAGGAUAUACAAAAUAUGGAAUGAUUGGAUGUACACAACCUCGUCGUGUCGCUGCCAUGUCUGUUGCAAAGCGAGUUAGUGAAGAAGCCAAUUGCAAGCUGGGAGGUACUGUAGGAUAUGCUAUUCGUUUUGAAGACUACAUGACGGAUGGUGUGUUACUGAGAGAAUCUUUGAAUGCUCGGGAUUUGGAGCAGUAUAGUUGUAUCAUCAUGGAUGAAGCUCAUGAAAGGUCAUUGCAGACUGAUGUGUUGAUGGGUUUGCUGAAACGAGUCGUUGCAAGAAGGAGAGAUCUCAAGUUGAUUGUAACGUCCGCUACUAUGAACGCCGAACGAUUCUCCACCUUUUUCGGAAACGUUCCUCAAUUCUUUAUACCUGGUCGAACCUUCCCUGUUGAUAUCAUGUUUAGCAAGAAUUCGGUGGAAGAUUAUGUGGAGGCCGCUGUGAAACAAAUCAUUGGCAUUCACUUGUCGCAUCCACCUGGUGAUGUAUUGGUGUUUAUGACUGGUCAAGAGGAUAUUGAAAUUACUGCUCAAGUCAUUGCAGAACGUCUUGAACAAAUAGACAAUGACAACAUGCCUCCCAUGUCUAUUUUGCCCAUAUACUCUCAGCUACCAGCAGAUUUACAGGCCAAGAUCUUCCAGAAGGCUGAAAACAAUGCUCGGAAAUGUAUCAUUGCAACAAAUAUUGCCGAGACAUCUCUCACAGUUGAUGGUAUCAUGUAUGUGGUCGACUCAGGAUACUGUAAACUCAAAGUAUUCAAUCCCAAAAUCGGCAUGGACACGCUACAAAUAACACCCAUCAGUCAAGCCAAUGGCAAUCAACGAUCUGGACGAGCUGGUCGAACGGGUGCUGGAACGUGUUAUCGACUAUAUACUGAACAAGCUUUUCGGACAGAACUAUUUCCAAAUACUAUACCCGAAAUCCAACGUACUAAUCUAGCAAAUGUUGUGCUAUUGCUCAAGUCGUUGGGAGUUCAGAAUUUGCUUCAUUUUGAUUUUAUGGAUCCGCCGCCUCAAGACAACAUCCUCAAUUCGAUGUAUCAGUUAUGGGUACUGGGUGCGUUGGAUCAACUGGGUAAUCUCACACCUCUUGGUCGAAAGAUGGUCGAGUUUCCGUUGGAUCCUUCACUGUCAAAGAUGCUCAUCACAUCUGACGAACUGGGUUGUACUGCUGAAGUUUUGACGGUCGUAUCCAUGCUCUCUGUACCUUCGGUAUUUUAUCGCCCCAAAGAACGUGCUGAAGAGUCAGAUGCAUGUCGAGAAAAGUUCUUUGUACCUGAAUCAGAUCAUCUGACUUUACUCAAUGUGUAUUCACAAUGGGUUUCAAAUGGUCGCAGAGAUCGUUGGUGUAUUGACAUGUUUGUACAUGCCAAGGCUAUGCGGAAGGCUAGUGAAGUACGAGAACAACUGAUGGAUAUCAUGAAGUCUCAGAAGAUGGCUUACAAGUCUUGUGGAAUGGACUGGGAUGUCAUUAGGAAAUGCAUAUGUUCUGCAUAUUUUCAUCAAGCUGCUCGACUCAAGAGUAUAGGAGAAUAUGUCAACAUGAGAACUGGAAUGCCAUGUCAUUUACAUCCAACCAGUGCUCUAUUUGGCUUGGGAUAUACUCCAGAUUACAUCGUUUAUCAUGAAUUGGUGUAUACGAGCAAAGAAUACAUGCAAUGUGUAUCCGCUGUUGAUCCAUAUUGGCUAGCUGAAUUAGGACCCAUGUUCUUCAGUGUUAAAGAAGCUGGAUUCAGUCAACGGGAGAAACGACGUCAAGAUAAGCAAGAGAUGAGAACGAUGGAAGAUGAUAUGAAGGAAGCUUUGAAACGAGAGGAGUUAGAAAAGAAAAAACUUUCCAUUGAAGAGAUUCAGCCAAGGCAUGUCAUAUCUCGGAUUGCAACCCCUGGUGGUGCUACUCCUGCUGGAAUGACGCCAAGACGACGGAUAGAGCCUGGUACUCCCAGACGUGUUGGCAUGUAA